Messenger RNA from Kockovaella imperatae, 1432 nucleotides. Its product is annotated as high mobility group box domain-containing protein. Lineage: Eukaryota; Fungi; Basidiomycota; Tremellomycetes; Tremellales; Cuniculitremaceae. Bases 356 to 1060 code for a protein of 234 amino acids. The transcript is spliced from 5 exons. The record is from RefSeq and is a predicted model, not a curated record.
CAUCUUGUAAUAAUAAUAAACCUUCGCGCUAAUCCGCCCAGCCCCUUUCUCUCUCUCAGGGCGAUGGUGUGGGGCUCCAUGUGUUUCAGCAUGUCACGUGGUGAUCCUGAUUAGCUUCUGCCACAUCGAUGCUAAUGCCGACCAGAGGGGGGAUUCUAAUGGGGAUUUGGAUUAAAAUGCCGAAAGUGGCAAAUUGAAGCCCAUAAACAACAACCAGAGACCUAACCGCCGCCGCCUUUCCUAUUCUUUUCUUUUCUUCCCCCUCUUCCUAAUACAACCCACCACCUGGGAAUUACUUCCUAAUAACCACCUAUUCUUCACACAGUACUUCAUAGACGAUUAUAAUCCACCACCAAUGGACUCGAUCUACCCGUUCCAGGCUAUGGGACAGCACCUCCAGAAUGCUGUCGCAGAGCUGCCACACCAGAUGCCACAAACGACCUAUGCUGGUCCAUCAUGGGAAGAGAUGGAAGCGAAACGGCAAGAGAUGAUCACCUCGUUCAAAGAUAUUGCAGCGGCCAUGACUCGCUGUGUGGCGAUUAUCGAAGAUUACACUCGACUUACGCCCUCGAGUCUCGCUCUGGACAAUACGGCCGAUCAAUUCAAUCUCGGAACGGGCGCUGCUCAGGCUCUCACGGCUCCUCCGAUCUCUACCAAAGUCAGUCGGAAAGUCGAUGCGGACGGAGUGAAAAUCAAGAAGAAAAAGGAGAAGAAACCCAAAGAUCCAAACGCACCUAAACGCCCACCUUCAGCGUACCUCUUGUUCCAAAACGAUCAGCGCGAGGGAAUCAAGAGCACUCGACCUGAUAUGGCCUAUAAGGACAUCCUCUCAGAGGUGUCAGAGAGGUGGAAAAACUUGACGCCAGAGCAGAAAAAGUACUACGAUGACGCGUACAACAAUGCCAAUGAAGAGUAUCGCAGAGCCGAUGAGGCGUACAAAGCGGGCGGAGGCAUCCCCGUAGCUGCAGCUCUAGCGGCUGCCGACUCAGAUUCGGACUCUGAAGACUCGGACGACGUGAGUGGCAGCAACUAUAAAGAGCGUCCCAGAGCUUCGGUUUGACUUGCUUCCUUGGCAGUCCGACGCCGCACCCAAGCUAAAAGCACCACCUUUGAUUGCUGCCCCGCCUACUCUCCUCGCCGCUACGGAUUCUAGCAAAAAGGACAAGAAGCGUAAGAAUAAGGAAGAGGCGAUCAUGCCAAUCAUUCAGACGGAUGCGGAUAAGAAGAAGAAGAAGAAGAGCGGCAAGGAGUAGAAAGAAUAAUGUUCCUACAGACAGUUUGAGAGCGUGUUCGCGAAAGCAUCCUGUGCGAUUCUCCAGAAGCGAACAGCGAUCAUCUUCGCCGUGACAGUUAGAUCUGUUACAGUUUCUGGGCCCUUUUGAAGCCAUGUCCCUUACAUGUAAAUACGAAUGUAUCGUCGCUUAUGGUGUGG